Molecule: messenger RNA, 1164 nt
Organism: Rhodotorula toruloides NP11
Lineage: Eukaryota; Fungi; Basidiomycota; Microbotryomycetes; Sporidiobolales; Sporidiobolaceae
Product: GDP-mannose 4,6-dehydratase
Exons: 12
Coding region: 1-1164 (387 amino acids)
Biological process (GO): GDP-mannose metabolic process
Molecular function (GO): GDP-mannose 4,6-dehydratase activity
Source: RefSeq, a predicted model, not a curated record
AUGUCCGACGAUCUUGCCACUGGACGCAGCAACGGCGACUCUGCCCUCCGCUUCGCUCCUGCCUACGCUCCGAUUGCUGGCACCGAGCUCUCUCCCGCCGACUACUUCAAGCGCAAGGUCGCCUUGAUCACCGGUAUCACUGGUCAGGACGGCUCGUACCUCACCGAGCUCCUCCUCGAGAAGGGCUACGAGGUCCACGGCAUCAUUCGUCGUUCGUCGUCCUUCAACACUGGCCGCAUCGAGCACCUCUACAAGGAUGUCCACGAGCGCCCCAAGAUGGUUCUCCACUACGGCGAUUUGACCGACACGACCAACCUCGUCUCCAUCAUUGCGUCCAUCAAGCCCACCGAGAUUUACAACCUUGCCGCCCAGUCGCACGUCAAGGUCUCGUUCGACAUGGCCGAGUACACCGGCGACGUUGACGGUCUCGGCACCCUCCGUCUCCUCGACGCCAUCCGCACUUGCGGCUUGACCAACCACAUCCGCUUCUACCAGGCCUCGACCUCGGAGCUUUACGGCAAGGUCGUCGAGACUCCUCAGUCGGAGACUACGCCUUUCUACCCUCGCUCGCCUUACGGUGUCGCCAAGCUCUACGGUUUCUGGAUCGUGAAGAACUACCGCGAGUCGUACGACAUGCACGCCUCGAACGGUAUCCUCUUCAACCACGAGUCGCCCCGCCGUGGUCGCACCUUCGUCACCCGCAAGAUCUCGCGCGCCGUCGCCGAGAUUUCGCUCGGCCAGCAGGACUGCCUCUACCUCGGUAACCUCGACGCGAAGCGCGACUGGGGACACGCUCGCGACUAUGUCGAGGGCAUGUGGCGCAUGCUCCAGCAGGACCAGCCCGACGACUUUGUCCUCGCGACCGGCGAGACCCACCCCGUCCGCGAGUUCGUCGAGAAGGCGUUCAAGAUUGUCGGCACCACCAUCGUCUGGGAGGGCGAGCGCGACACGGUCAACGAAAUUGGAAAGUGCAAGGAGACUGGCAAGGUCCUCGUCCGCGUCGACGAGCGGUACUUCCGUCCUGCUGAGGUCGACCUCCUCCACGGCACUCCGGCCAAGGCCGAGAAGGUCCUUGGCUGGAAGCGCAAGGUCACGUUCGACGAGCUCGUCAAGGAGAUGGUUGAGGCCGACGUCGAGGGCGCCAAGCGCAGCAACCACGACUAA